This is a messenger RNA of Capsella rubella, 1393 nucleotides long. RefSeq names its product protein PMR5. The coding region runs from base 34 to 1248 and encodes 404 amino acids. The record is from RefSeq and is a predicted model, not a curated record. Lineage: Eukaryota; Viridiplantae; Streptophyta; Magnoliopsida; Brassicales; Brassicaceae. Gene Ontology annotation, cellular component: Golgi apparatus. Gene Ontology annotation, molecular function: O-acetyltransferase activity. The transcript is spliced from 5 exons.
CCUUUUUUGUGUUUUCCGGGAAAAAGCAAAAAGAUGGGUUCUCUUCAUCUUCUUGGCAUCUCGGUCUCCGCCAUUUUCUUUCUUGUUGUUCUUCUGUUCCUUCAACAACCAGAACAAUCUUCUUCAGCCAUUAUACUGAGCUUGAAGAAACGCCAUGGAAGCUCAGGUAGCAGUAGUAGUGGUAACCAGUACAGCUCGAGCAGACCAUCAGCUGGUUUCCAAGGGAACAGGAGCACUUGCACUCUCUUCCUCGGCACCUGGGUUCGUGACAACUCUUAUCCUCUCUAUAAACCUGCGGAUUGUCCCAAGAUCGUCGAGCCUGAGUUCGAUUGCCAGAUGUACGGUCGUCCCGACUCUGACUACCUCAAGUAUCGAUGGCAGCCUCAGAAUUGCAAUUUACCCACGUUCAAUGGUGCUGAGUUUCUGUCGAAAAUGAAGGGCAAAACCAUAAUGUUUGCGGGUGAUUCAUUGGGGAAGAAUCAGUGGGAGUCUCUGAUCUGCCUCAUUAUGUCAUCUGCACCCUCCACUCAGAUCGAAAUGAGGAGAGGCCUCCCCCUCUCCAUCUUCAAAUUCUUGGACUAUGGGAUAACCAUGUCGUUUUACAAAGCUCCGUUCUUGGUGGAUAUAGACUCUGUUCAAGGCAAGCGAGUGUUGAAACUGGAUGAGAUCUCUGGCAAUGCAAAUGCGUGGCACGAUGCUGAUCUCCUCAUCUUCAACACCGGUCACUGGUGGAGCCACACUGGAAAUAUGCAAGGAUGGGACUUGAUUCAAUCAGGCAAUACUUAUUACCAAGACAUGGACCGUUUCGUCGCAAUGGAGAAAGCACUUCGUACUUGGGCAUAUUGGGUCGAAACCCACGUUGAUAGAUCCCGAACCCAAGUCUUCUUCCUCUCCAUUUCUCCAACACACGACAACCCGAGUGACUGGGCGGCAUCAUCGUCUUCGGGAUCCAAGAACUGCUACGGAGAAACAGAACCGAUCACAGGAGCAGCUUACCCAGUGAGUUCAUACUCAGAUCAGCUAAGAUCAGUGAUCGUUGAAGUGCUACACGGAAUGCACAAUCCGGCUUUUCUUCUCGACAUAACACUCCUCUCUUCCCUCAGAAAAGACGGUCAUCCGUCUGUAUACAGCGGUCUCAUUAGCGGUUCACAGAGGGCUAGACCGGACCAGUCAGAUUGUAGCCAUUGGUGUUUGCCUGGUCUACCUGAUACGUGGAAUCAGUUAUUGUAUACCAUUCUCUUCUAUUAGCCCGUUUCUAAUCUUCUUCCAUCAUAUUAUUUUCGGUUAGUAAUAUUUUAACACAUUGGAAGAGAAUCUUUACGAUUAAGGAGGCAGUCAAUUGUAUAAACUUUUGAGGAAAUUUUCUUUCUAAUGAUUUAUAAUUUUAAUUUCA